AAGCAUACGAGGGCGGAAAUUGGAGUCGAUGUGAGGACCUUUUGAGAUGGUCUGGGAGAUCACCACGAAGAAGGCUGCUGUUCUUUUCAGCGAGGGACCUGUUAGACUUGAAUAGUUCGUUUUGUGCUUCAGGACCGUCGGCCAUGGCCGACAUGGGAGGAGGAGUGUGCGUUAGGGUUAGGGCUUGUAAAGCUCAUGCCGGCAUCAAAAUUCUACUAGUACUGGCACUUCGUUACAGACCGUUGUCUUGUACCAGCGUUAUAGUGAAAUCUCUGCUAGUCAUGCUCCCUCAUGAUCUCUGCUCACAUGUUCAAAAUGCCUUCCGCGCGCGCCACGCCAAAAUUUUUGUUGAGCACAAUACACAAAACCUCGGAAUUCUCUCCAUCCUCCUUCGAGCCGGCUUCAUUUCCAACAUAACCAGAGGAACGAUUACCUCUCCAGACCCUAUCGCAUUCCAUAACGUACCCGAACCUCAGCAGCGAAUUUGGGCUGAUCUCAAGUACAGAAACGAUAUACCGGUCCUUAAAAAUAUGGAGUUGGUUAGUAAACCCAGUAAGAAGGUCUUUAUGGACUUGGGGGAGAUCAGGAGAUUAUGCAGUGGUAGAAGAGCGGGCUCCGUACCGCCAUUAGGAAUGGGAGAAAUUGUCGUUGUCAGGACGAGGAAUAAAGAAUAUCAGUGGCUAGAAGCUCGCGAGGCAUUGCAGAUGAAGUUGGACGGAGAGGUAGUCUGUCGAGCACGGUGAACGUGGAGGUAUAGGGGCUUUUAUCUUUUUUCACUCUUUAUUUUCACAUUAUCCAAAAAAAUAUCAAAACGGAUGCGUCUGCAUUGAGCACCAACAUUCUUGUCUAAAUCCCGUACUAUCCACACGGGAUGCUAAAAUUAUCAGGAUGUUGCGAAGGAAACGUUGCAGUCCGACCUCCGUCACAACGAGAAAAGUUUUUAUAUGAUUAUUUGGUGCCCAGUUAUUUCCUGACACAACGCGGGACUCGUGAACCGUUCUCAGCUUGGUUAUACUUUCUCCUCCAUUUC
Molecule: messenger RNA, 1030 nt
Organism: Lentinula edodes (shiitake mushroom)
Lineage: Eukaryota; Fungi; Basidiomycota; Agaricomycetes; Agaricales; Omphalotaceae
Product: ribosomal protein S8
Exons: 2
Coding region: 144-743 (199 amino acids)
Biological process (GO): translation
Cellular component (GO): ribosome
Molecular function (GO): structural constituent of ribosome
Source: RefSeq, a predicted model, not a curated record